AUGGGCGACGAAAGCCAUCCUAAAACUCUCUACGUCGGUAAUUUGGACGCGAGUGUUACAGAAGUAUUCAUAUGUACGUUGUUCGGUCAAAUAGGCGAAGUAAAAGGUUGUAAGAUAAUCCGCGAACCCGGCAACGAUCCGUAUGCUUUCCUCGAGUUUACAAGUCACACGGCGGCAGCUACAGCUCUGGCCGCCAUGAACAAGCGAGUGGUCCUCGACAAGGAAAUGAAGGUUAACUGGGCUACGAGUCCUGGCAAUCAGCCGAAGACUGAUACCAGCAACCAUCAUCACAUAUUUGUAGGAGAUUUAUCACCGGAAAUUGAAACGCACAUAUUGCGAGAUGCAUUUGCUCCGUUUGGUGAAAUCUCGAAUUGUCGGAUAGUCCGCGACCCACAAACGCUCAAAUCUAAAGGGUAUGCUUUCGUUUCUUUCGUUAAGAAGGCUGAUGCAGAAGCCGCUAUUCAAGCUAUGAAUGGGCAAUGGUUAGGUUCCCGGUCCAUACGUACGAACUGGUCGACGCGUAAACCUCCAUCUAAGCCUAAUGAAGGUGCACCGAGCAGCAAGCGAGCAAAACAGCCAACGUUUGAUGAGGUAUACAAUCAGAGCUCACCGACAAACACAACAGUGUACUGCGGCGGGUUCACUAGCAAUGUUAUUACUGAAGAUUUGAUGCAGAACACAUUCUCACAGUUUGGCCAGAUACAGGAUGUAAGAGUGUUCAGGGAUAAAGGUUAUGCCUUCAUUAGGUUUACAACUAAAGAAGCGGCAGCACAUGCCAUUGAAGCAACACACAACACAGAAAUUAGUGGGCACAUAGUCAAAUGUUUCUGGGGGAAAGAGAACGGAGGAGGCGAUAACCAGAGCACGAACAACGCGACAGCAGCGCCGCCCGCUAUGGGAGCGCAAACGCAGUACCCGUAUCCAUAUCAGCAAGGCAUGGGAUACUGGUAUGCUCAGGGCUAUCCGGCGUUACAAGGGUACAUGGCGCCCGGGUACUACCAGCAGUACGCCACCGCCUACAGUAACCCGCAAGCUGCAGCGGCAGCAGGGUACCGCAUGAGCAUGCCGGGCGGCGGCGGCGCGGGCGCGGGCGGCGGGUGGGGCGGGGGCCCGGCGCCGCUGAUGUACGCGUCGCCCAUGCCGUCGGCGCAGUAUCCGUCGCAGUAG
Spodoptera littoralis (African cotton leafworm) is the source of this 1167-nucleotide messenger RNA. The record is from the annotation of a GenBank genome assembly. Lineage: Eukaryota; Metazoa; Arthropoda; Insecta; Lepidoptera; Noctuidae.